CACAAAGGAACCUGUGUGUGUUCAAACACACCUUCCUGUAUGGAGAUCACAGUGCCACUUGCAUCUACCCAGACAGAAAGAUGAGCAAAACAGGUAAAGAGCUGCUGAUCAUCUUCGAGCAGGAGGCAGAGCAGUGGGCCUCAUACAUGCGCUCCAUCCUGGCCAGAUCUGUUCCGGAGCCGGGCAUCUGUUGCUACAACAUUGCUAUGGUAUCCAGUCGGCGAGACAACUUCUUGGAGCUGAAUGGCUACAAGUGCAAACUGCUCAUCUUGUCGCGGGGUAUGCUGGAAGGCAUGUGCCAGCUUCGCCGCUUCUUCUUAGCACAUGUGCUGAGGCCUGAGGCGUGUGUGGUGGUGCUGCUGUGCGGUGUCGAAAGCCUGGAACCCCUGCUAGAACUCAUUCCUUUCAAGGGUGAAGAAUGCCUUCAAAUCUCAAGUGAACAAGAUGCACAGGAGUACCACUCAGCUGUGCUCGACAUAAUUCGAGGUGGACAGACAUCAGCAGUGGACAUGAGAAUUACUCAGGAACCAAAACUGGACAGAAGGCACUCUGCUGGUGCUGGGUUUGCCAAAUCCUCUCUGCUAGUCCUGCCCUGUCGUGUUCCUUGUGAGAAUCCUGGGGAGGUGUUCCUUCUCCUGCGGCAGGCCAUAACCAGUAACGACUUGGAGGUGGAGUUCAGUGGGAGCAAGCAGAAAGUGAGAGUAAAGCCAGUGAACUGGAAUGAGAGCACUCUUAGUGUGACUGCUGCAGAAUUUCCUGCUGGAAAUGUGGCUGUAACACUCUACUGUGGAGGUGUAAUGAAAGGCAGCACACACCUACACUACUACAACACUAUGGGAGAGAUUUCCCGCCUGCUCAAGCAGGCUGCAGACCCGAUGAACUUCAUGUGUCAGGCUUUUCAGUCGUCCUCCUUAGAGAAGCUGGAUCACAUUCUAGCUACAUGUGUGUUGAAGAAGAUGCCUACCGGAGGUUUCCAAGGACUGCAGAAUGAUCAGACUCUAACUGGAGUAUCCCACUCAGAGGACAUCCCUACUCUCCUGCACUUUGCGGCGCAGUAUGGGCUGAAAGAUCUGGCCAGCGUUCUGCUGCAGUGCCCUGGAGCUCAGCAAGCCAUGAGAAGCACCAACUGUUUUGGACACACACCUCUGGUGCUAGCACAUGCGAAUGGACACUCACAGCUCCACAUCCUCCUGCAGGAAUCACUGGCAAAGAGCAGUGAUGAUGACACGAGUGAUGACACGAGUGUGUAUGAGUUGAUGGGCAGUACUGUGAAUCUGCAGGUUGCUGACAGCCGUGAUCAGCCUCACACAGGGGGAGCCAGAGAUGCUAAAGUGCAGGUGGAGAAAGACAACAAGCUCUAUACACUUGAAGUGAAUAAUGAAGAAUAUGACACCAUCCUGACCUCUAGCAGCUCAAUGGUGAUGGCCAACCGACCCCCUGCACCUGCCCCCAGACCUGAGAGUCUCCCCAAAAAGGAGGAGAAUGUACCUUACAUCGCUCAGGUGUUCCAGAAGAAAAUGUCCCAGGGAGACACUGAAACUCUCUACUCUUUUCCUGCCAAGCAAACCAGCGGUCAAGACUCAUGCACAUACGACACCUUUAUGCCAGCGCCGGGACUGGAUGAGCUCAUUAAACUGCAGGAGCAGGUGAAGAAAGGAUCACUCAGCGUGGAUGAGGCCCUGGAGAGAUUCAGUGACUGGCAGAGGGUUCAGAGAGGAUUAGAUGGCAUCCAACAGGAAAAACUGCGGCAGUUGCGGGCAAGCAUCAUGAAUAACAGAGAAGAUGACGACAGCGUCUAUGAUAAAAUCAACAUCGUCCAUCACACGCCACCUGCAACUACAAAAGAAUGCAGAAGAGGAAGCCAGCAAGCAGAGGCGAAUUUCUACAGCAAACCCGUCAAAGGACAGCAUUCAAAUUUCUUUCGGAAAGCAGAUAAGCGAUAAAAA
This is a messenger RNA of Pangasianodon hypophthalmus (striped catfish), 1946 nucleotides long. RefSeq names its product B-cell scaffold protein with ankyrin repeats. The transcript is spliced from 15 exons. Gene Ontology annotation, biological process: negative regulation of phosphatidylinositol 3-kinase/protein kinase B signal transduction; B cell activation; negative regulation of B cell activation. NCBI's taxonomy places the organism in Eukaryota, Metazoa, Chordata, Actinopteri, Siluriformes, Pangasiidae. The record is from RefSeq and is a predicted model, not a curated record. The coding region runs from base 81 to 1943 and encodes 620 amino acids. Gene Ontology annotation, molecular function: protein tyrosine kinase binding; signaling receptor binding.